AUGGAUCCCGAUGGUGAUGCGGCCGCUUUUGAGCGAAUGGCCGAAGACAGAUCUAACUAUUUGAUCCCGGAUCCGUUAACUGCGGAACAGGACCGACCUCAUAAUCGGUCAAACGGUGACUUUCGAGAAUACAAUGGGAUGAGACCCACAUCACCGGUGAAUCUGAACAACUGGGACUGGUUGCGACUAGAUGCUCUAGGUCCCGGUUGGGAGCAGGCAUUGCGUGAUGUACCGGUUAAUCGUCGAGAAGCGCUCAAUCUGCUAAUUAUCAUGAAAAAGAAAUUGCUCAGAGCUGCCAACGAACUGACUUUCUACAAAGAACGAGUCACUUUACUUCAGGAACAAUUGAUCUACCAGAAAAAGAACGAGGAGAAGUUCAUUCGGAAUGAUAGCUACACAGUGGAUGAGAAUACGGCUGACAAGUAUCAUGAUGACAUGGAAUUACAGUUUAUUCAUGCUAUCCGGGAGGCGGAAUAA
This is a messenger RNA of Echinostoma caproni, 477 nucleotides long. The record is from the annotation of a GenBank genome assembly. Lineage: Eukaryota; Metazoa; Platyhelminthes; Trematoda; Plagiorchiida; Echinostomatidae.